CCUGAUCUUUUCUCGCUCUUUCUUCGUCUACUUUUACAGCACAUGUGUGUUAUUACAAGAAACUUCUCAGAUAUGGGCUGAUAAUAAUUGUUAUGAGCCCGCAUUAUAAUUUUUUAUCAAACACUUUUUAUGCGCGUUACUUUCGUCCUGUGCGUCGAUGUUUAUCCAGCUGCUGGCCGUGCUUGUGAAAAAGUGCAACCUGAUUGGCAGCGGUUAUUUGAAAAUGAGGCCGCUGAUUGGCUGGUACUCGCCUUUCAUGAUUUAAAAUGUGAGUGCUGAUUUCUGCUUUCACACAACAACAAAAAAAUCUUCUUUAUGGCUCUAUGACCCAAGAUUGCUGCUUCAGAUUAAAACCUCCAGCAUUGCGGCAGAAAAAUGUGCCAGUAGUAUUAUAACACAACAGAUCAAUUUCAUGAGAUACUGAAAUAUUUGAAAUGCAGCUGUGUGCAUUCAUAUGCAAAGCUGCAGUAAGGCUACAACCUACAGGAAAGAAAUGUCACAAUUACAUUUACAUUUUUACAUUUGAUGUAAAAAUGACACUUUUAUCCAAAGCCACUUACAAACAAACCAAUAAUAGGGCAACGAUAGUGGUGCUGUGUGACCCAGUUAGUCUAGCACAGUACAAGUAACAAGUUUAUAUAUAUAUAUAUAUAUAUAUAUAUAUAUAUACAGAAUAGUAAGUGUUAGUAUUAAUGGGUCAAGUGUUGACCAAAAAAAAAAGUCUUUAGCAGUUUCUUGAAAAUGGCUGAAGACUCGGAUGAGUUAGGCAGGUCAUUCCACCAGCAGUAAACAGUCAAGGUAAAGGUCUGUGAAAGUGAUUUUGUGCCUCUUUGGGAUGGCACCACAAGGUGCCGUUCACUUGCAGAAUGCAAGCUUCUGGAGGGCACAUAAGUCUGAAGUAGUGAGUUUAGGUUUAGGGGUGCAGAGCCAGUGGUUGUUCUGUAGGCAAACAUCAGUGCCUUGAAUUUGAUGCAAGCGGCUAUUGGCAACCAGUGCAAGUUUAUGAAAAGAUGUGUGAUGUGCGCUCUCUUCGGCUCUUUAAAGACCACUCUUGUUGCUGCAUUCUGGAUCAGUUGCAGAGGUUUGACAGUACAUGCCAGAAGGCCUGCCAAGAGAGCAUUACAAUAGUCCAGUCUGGUUAGAACAAGAGCUUGGACUAGGAGUUGUGUAGCAUGAUCUGAUAUAGGAAAGGAAAUUGAUCUCUUUAGUUUCUCAUGUGUUUAUCCUAGAUAGCAAUGACAUUAUUGCAGAGUAAACUUUAUUUAUUGAUUGAUUUUUUUAUUUUUUAUUAUUUAUUCAUUUAUUUGUUUAUGUUUAUUUAAAUAACCUUUAUGUGUAUGAUAGCAACAAAAAAAAUAGAGAAAAAUAGGCACUUGCUAGAUGAGGAAACAGGGCUACAAGGAUGUUACUCACAACCAUCAAUCUUUUGUUGGUGAUGUCUGAUUAAUGCUGCUGUCCGUCUGGGCACAUCCCAAAGGAAACUGACACAGGCCAGUGACAUCACAGAAUGAGAAAUAGGACCUAAGGCUCAAUCUGAUGAAACACCGAACAUGCCAUAACUAGCAAACAGGGAAGUUACACACGCAAACGUGAUUAAUGACAAUAAUUAACCUCUGUAAACGUUAAAAACUGAAUUUAUAAUAUAAAAGUGACAUUUAAAAUGACAUUAUGGCUCUAUUGCCCACAUAACCAACUGUCUAUAUAGGCUAUAGAACAUCCUAUUUGAAUAUCCAAAUUAGAUUUAAAGUAAUGUUUCGGGUCAAAUAAAAGUUAAUCUCUAUGUUUCCUCACACCUUCAUUUAUGACCAACUCAGUAAAAUACAUGCCUCAGCUGUUCAUCCAUGACUCACAGUCUAGCCAUUGAGCCCACAUGUCUGUAAGCUCCUACAUCUCCCAUCAUGCCUUGUUGAGACUCAGUAUUACUGGAGAAUAGCAUCAGUAGUGCUGCUGUGCUCAGACUGGCUGGUGAUUGAUCACACUUGUAAGGGAGAGAAGGAACAGAAAACAGGGAAUGAGACGAGAGAAGGAAAGACUGCAGGGUGAAAGAAGGAUUCGUUGUGGCAGUCAGAUGAGUGUCUCCACGCUCAGAUGAAUUCUGUGGUCGGUGCUCUCCAGGAGCUCAAACUCUUGCAGGUCCAGACUGCGCUGGAGGAGCUGGAGUUCUCUAGCAAAACCAGCCAGGCCUCUCCAUACACCAGCUUGAUGCUCGAUCAGAUAGAUCACGGUUCAAGAAAAUCCCACCUGGACCGAACACGAAAUCCAGAAGAAAUUCUUUCACAAGAAUGUUUCAAGACUGAGCUUACCAUGGAACCAUCUUUGUUCCUCACUAGCUCUCCAGCAGAGAACCGCCCUAUUCCCAGGUUACACAAACCCAAGGCAGUUCACAGAGGAAGUCUAAGCACUUCUUCCUCUUUUUCCUCUCAGGAAGACACAAUCGACAGCCAUUUCUCCUCAUACGAUAUUGACGACUCCAGCGAUUGGACAGCCUCACUGAUGAACCACAGCAGAAACAGACAACCAUUGGUGUUGGGAGACAAUGUUUUUGCUGAUUUGGUCGGGAACUGGCUGGAUCUGCCGGAUGUUGGACGCCAGACUGCAGGUGAGGAGCAGAAUGACUCAAGGCUCAAAGACACACUUCUGGAGUCAUCAUCUAGCAGUCACUCUCAAGAUCUCUCCAGGAAACUCUCGCUAACCGCUAGCAUCUUCAAACGUGUGCUACGCCGCGUUCGACCACGGCACCACCAAGAAAGCGAAGGGAUGGAUGUAUGUAAACAACCAAAGAUCGCAUACAGAAAGCCAAAAUCAGAUGUCAGCAAGCCAUUCUGGGUGAGAACAAGAGGACUGAAGAAGAAAACCACACCCACUCAGCAAGUGGGUGUGACCUAUCAGGGCUCAGAGGGUUUGAAUCAUACACCACCUGUGUAUGAUUACAGCUCGGGUGUGUGGGUUUAAAUGACUGGUAUAACUCUAUAUGGAAGAGAUUGUUACACAUAUUAUUAGUGGCUGUUAGACACAAUUAGUGGACUUUAUGAUCAUAAUUGUUGUAAAAGCAAAAUAUUGUUCAACAUGAUGUUGCCUUCAAGUACAACCGGGAAACUUGUUCCUCCGAGUAGGGUGUUCGUUAUUACGACGUCACGCAUUCAAGUCGGAAACAUACUGAAGUAGUCUAAACAAAACAAAAAUUUUUUACUGUAAACAAUAAACCCAAAUAACAACAUAUAAAUUCAAAAAUCAUUAAUUUUUUUCAUUUAUUCUUUGUAUCACAACUAAAUGUGACGUAAACCCUGAAAGUUGAGUGAUAAACCUUUUGCUACAGAUUUGCUGCUCACUGAUCUCUCUAUAUAGAGAGAAUAUUAUAUCAUAUCUGUAUUGUAGAUCUGUUUCUGUGUCAAUUUCACCAUCACAACUCGUGUAUCAUCUAGAAUUUUACAAGUUUCCCACAUGACUCUGCUCAGUCAUUCAUGUGCUUGGAACUCAUAAUUAUGAUAUUUCCAACUCAACUUGAAGAGCACGAGUUUCUGAGCAAUUAAAGGGUUAGUUCACCCAAAAUUGAAAUUUCUGUCAUUAAGUACUCACCCUCGUGCCGUAAGACCUUCGUUCAUCUUCGGAACACAAAUGAAGAUAUUUUUGCUGAAAUCCAAGAGGUUUUUUUUAUCCCCCAUAGAAAGCAAUGUAAUUACCAUCAUUCAAUGUCCAGAAAAGUAGUAAAGACAUCAUUAAAAUAGUCAUCGUGACUACAGUGGUUCAACCUUAAUUUUAUGAAGCGACGAGAAUACUUUUUGUGCACAAAAACAAAACAAAAAAAAACUUUAUUCAACAAUCUCUUCUCUUCCCUGUCAGUCUCCUACGCAAUUGACGCAGUGCAGCGUUUCCGUGUUUACGUCCGAACGCCGGCUCAGUAUUGGCCGGUUCCUGCAUCAGCAUUACACGCAUGCGUCGUGGUGCUCAAAUGAACAGCGUCGGCCAAUUCAAAUUUCAUUUUUGGGUAAAUUAACCCUUUAAAGUAAAAAAAUUGAGGUAAGAUCCUUCUCCACUCAGAAGCACUCAAGAAGCUAUUAAUUCCAAAGAUAUAUUAGGUUAACACUUCUUGGAUGUGUUUUUGCGUGUGUGUGUUGGAGACGUGAGCAUGGCAGAGCAAAGAAAAAUAUUAAGUCACGUUGUGUUGGCAUCAAAAAGCUGCUGUUUCUGUUUGGUCCCUUGAGUCUCAAUGCUGUUUCUGCUGAUGUUUGUUUCCAUCUCUUUAGGUUUAGGCGGAUGGCUAACUGUCAAUCACUGUGAAAAAGUCCUGAUUGGUGCAUUUUUUCACAACUGUCUUGCAUUAUUUAAAAAAAAAGCUGUUUUGUGUUUGACAGAAAAACUAUGCAAUGAUGCUACACUGCUAUGCAAAAAUGAAAAACUGAACAAAUGCAAAUACCUGCCUGUUUUAUCAGCACCUUCAUGUUCUGUCAUCUGUAAUAGAUAUAUAAAACACAUGGCUGUGAGUCCUGCAAUAAUCUCUUUACCCGUUCUGAAAGCUAUUCAAUACAUGAUGUAACGUGGGAUGUUUUUUUAAAUAAAUAAAAAAAAAAAAAAAUCCUGUAUGAGUACGUUUUAAAAGCGGACAUAAAAGUCUUACAUCAGGAAUGUCUGCCUUUAUCAUGACCUUUAUCAUUUCCUCACAUUACUCUUUAUGAAUUAAGAAACACUUGUGCUGUUUUCUGCAUUUAAUACAACAUGUAAUCUGUUGUGCAGCAAGUAUGAAUCACUUAUGUCGUUGCAUUCAUUAUUUGUAAGGUGCUUUGUAUAAAAGUGUAAGAUUAGUGGAAUUAUUUACAUGGGUUAGUGCUGUGUCUUUAUAUACGGUACAUAAAGUGAGCUAUGCUGAAAAAAACUGCUAACAAGUAUCUCUGCAAUAGUCUAUGUUGGUGAGGAAUGGCAAUCUAUGAAUGAACAUAAAACACUACGUCAAUAUGAAAUACAUUUAUUUAAAUCAAUGUCAAUCAAAAAAAAAAAAAAAAAAAAAAUCAAA
This is a messenger RNA of Ctenopharyngodon idella (grass carp), 5008 nucleotides long. RefSeq names its product inka box actin regulator 2 (gene inka2). The transcript is spliced from 2 exons. Gene Ontology annotation, cellular component: nucleus. Lineage: Eukaryota; Metazoa; Chordata; Actinopteri; Cypriniformes; Xenocyprididae. The record is from RefSeq and is a predicted model, not a curated record. Gene Ontology annotation, molecular function: protein kinase binding; protein serine/threonine kinase inhibitor activity. The coding region runs from base 2089 to 2952 and encodes 287 amino acids.